Cyprinodon tularosa is the source of this 1686-nucleotide messenger RNA. Its product is annotated as flocculation protein FLO11-like. The transcript has 11 exons. The coding region runs from base 49 to 1650 and encodes 533 amino acids. The record is from RefSeq and is a predicted model, not a curated record. Lineage: Eukaryota; Metazoa; Chordata; Actinopteri; Cyprinodontiformes; Cyprinodontidae.
UUCUCUGUUAUCUCCUGGUGUUUGUGACAAGACACUCACUGCCUCAUCAUGUUACUCUUCUUGGUGCUGCUUCUUGUCGGCUGUUCAGAAGCCACUCAUUUUCUAGGCACAAUGAUGACCUACUACCCAGCGGAAACUUUAUCAAAUGGCUCAAUCUCAGUUAUCCUUCGUUACAAGUUGAACUUUGUCUCAUGCAUAGAUUUUGAUAUAUGGCAAUGUAGUGGCAACUGUGGAACAGAGAACCAGACCCUUACAUUGACCAAAGUUGAGGAAAUUAGUGGUGAAUGGUGUCAAAGAGAAGGAGCAAUAACUCAUCGGCUUCCUAACAACACUGGAUUUCAGACUGUGUUGGCUGGUGGUAACUGGAUAAAUAACAUCCAAAACAGUGUUGUAUCCUGGAGAGCUGUGACUAAUGUUGAACUGCGGACGCGGUCUGACAUUGGAAAACCAAACACAUCGCCACAGACAACCAUUCUCCCAGCUCUGAGGAUUCCUUCAAACUGUCCCAAAAUAAUUGAUUUACUGGCCUUUGACCCAGAUGGAGAUGAAGUUAAAUGCAGAUAUGGAAACACAACAGAGUCAGAGUGUAAUCCAUGCAAUCCUCCAUCUGUUCUCAUCCUCUCAUCUACUUGUUCUCUGAAUUUUACCGCGAACAACUCUCCUUCCAGCAGUAGUGAUGUUCCAUAUGCAGUCCAGUUGGUGAUGGAGGACUUUCCCACACAGAACAUCAAUUUGACUCAAAAUGAUGGUUCACAGGAGAUGAAAACGACCAGUGAUGCCAUCAGCAAGAUACCUUUACAGUUUGUUUUGAAAGUGGCCCCAGCAAUACCAUCCUGCACAGAAGGUCUCUAUCUGCCCAGAUUUAUUUUUCCAACUCCAAACCACAGAGAUCAGCUCCACGCCUCUGUUGGUCAGGCUCUGGAAAUACACAUCAGCGCAGUGGCAACUGCGUCCACGAUCGCCAACCUCCGGUACAGUGGGCCUUACAAUGUGGUGAAGAAUUCAUUAGGAUCAGGGAAUUUCACUCUGACUUGGACGCCAUCUGCAAGUGAGGAGGGACAGAGUCAUGCAAUCUGCUUUACUGUCCAGGCAAAUGUCUCCAGCAGUUUGUACGACUCUGAACUUCGGUGUGUUAUUGUCACAGUUGCACACACUCCAACACCCACCACAACACCCACCCAAACAAACACCAUAACACCUGUCACCACAGCAGCCAACAGGACAAUCACCACAACAGCCAACAUAACAAACACCACUACACCCACCACAACGCCCUCCACAGCACACAUAGCACCCACCUCAUUACCUGCCCCCAAUACAACAACUCCACUUACAAAUACAGCUUUUUUCACCACUGAAAAUACAACUACAACACCAAUGGCAUCCACACCAAAUAUAACUUUUUUCACCACUGAAAAUACAACUACAACGCGGAUGGCAUCAACACAAGCUGCAACAACUUCUGAUCCAGGACCAGAAUACAUUAUUGCUCUGAAUAUGAAGAUCUCUACCACACUUUCUUUGGAGAAUGAUGAAGAUACCAUCAUAUCACUGAUCAAAAACAAACUUGUUGAAGAAGGACUGCCUUCCUCCAUAACUGUUCGUCUUCUGAGUGGCAAUCAAUUGGUGGUUACAACAGCAAGCCCCUAGAGGAGCAUCUUGAGGAACUGAUCCCUGCAGGGAUAU